Molecule: messenger RNA, 1722 nt
Organism: Strongylocentrotus purpuratus (purple sea urchin)
Lineage: Eukaryota; Metazoa; Echinodermata; Echinoidea; Camarodonta; Strongylocentrotidae
Product: transforming growth factor-beta-induced protein ig-h3
Exons: 5
Coding region: 16-1221 (401 amino acids)
Biological process (GO): cell adhesion; extracellular matrix organization
Cellular component (GO): extracellular matrix
Molecular function (GO): cell adhesion molecule binding
Source: RefSeq, a predicted model, not a curated record
CCUUGGGAAUGAAAUAUGCGGGGAAUUCACCAAGUAUCUGUAAUUUUUUGGUAUGAGAGGGCGAAGCGAGGAUAUAAAUACGGAGCUUGGAUUUCUUCGCCACACCUCGUCUCUAGUGGGUCCAGGCUUGUCGAACGUCUCUCUGUUUCUCUGCCCGACUACCAAGCAACCAACAGCUCAACCAUGCAUUCUGUCGUCGUUUUCCUAGCCGUCCUCGUCGGGGCAGCCGUCGCCAGCCCGAUGAUUCUAUCACCCGACGAUGUCAAGCAGCAGAAUAGAGACAUCUCGGCCACCGAGUACCUGAAAAGGAUCUUCGAGCACUCUCCGAAGUUGCUCUACAGUCCUAUCGACGUGUCCAGCCAGGGUGAUGUCAUCGACAUGUUACCAGCUCUAGGGCUCAAUGAGGCAGCUCUAAUCGCAGAGCAGGUUAACCUGAGGCAGAUCCUCCUAGAGCUUUCAUCCGUGACGUUGUGCCUGCCCACUGACGAGGCUGUCCGGAGAUGGAGGGAGGAACUCCCAAACACACUGAAGCCAGACCUUGCGUCUCUGAAGCAACUUGUCAAGGCAUGGAUCAUUCCAGGUAUGAUCAGGUCUACAGAUAUCAGCAACAACCAGAAGGUCCAAAGCUUGAAUGGCGCCAAGCUGCGAUUCAACGUCUAUAACGAGGUGAAGAAGCAGAUUGUCACCGUUAAUGGAGCUCGAAUCAUUGACGCCGAUAAGAUGGCUAGCAAUGGAAUCAUUCAGGUAGUCGACAAGGUCAUCUUUCCACUUCCAGUCGGUAACGUAAUCGAGACCGUGGUUGACAACCAAGCUUUCUCCAUCAUUGUCGAUCUCCUGAAACAAGCCGGACUCGAGGAAGAACUUCAAGUUUCCGACCCCGUCACGGUUCUUGUUCCAACCAACUCUGCUUUCCGCGCUCUUCCAUCUGGUGUUCUCGAUGACCUCAAGAGAGAAAAGUCCAAACUACAAAACCUGCUCAAAUACCACGUGAUCUCUGACAUCAGAUACUCUGCCUCAUUGUCAUCAGGACAGAGGAUCAUGGCCUCUCAGGGAGACGAGAUCUCGGUCAGCAUUGAAAACGGAAAAAUUAUUCUUAAUAAGGCCCAAGACCGGUCAGAAGCAAGCCGUGUGAUUCAAGCCGACAUCCCGACCACCAACGGAGUCAUCCACGUCAUUGACCAGGUCCUCAUCCCAUCACAAAAACAUUACGUCCUCGUCUAAGACUUCCAUGAUCAAAUCAUGAAGGAGUUUCUUAAGAUUUAAAGAUUUUAAUUGAUUACAAUGGAAAUCUUUAGAGCUUAUAUUUCUGGAGGGAUUACUCUAUAAGAGUUGCUUAGAUGUAGCAGUAUAAAAUAAUACACACCCCAAGUCGCAAGGAUGUCAAAUUUCGGAAAUGGUUUUUCACAACUAAUGAUUUCGAGCUAUGCAUACCUUUCAUCUUGGAUAAAAAUUAAUAUCCGGCUACCAUAUAGGUUAACAUGGAAAUUCAAAUGUAUUGCAUGGAUACACUUGGGAUAUAUGAUAGAUAUGAUGAUUACUACUCGUUUCUAAUGUUCUUAAAGCUGACUAGUCCUUAUCCAUAAUUUAAUCUCUCUGAUAUUUAUAUAAUCUCAGUAUCCAAUGGACUUGAUCAUACUUGCCAAUUAUUGUUAAAUCGUACUACAAAGUAUGGAGUGCUAUUAUUACGGAAAUAAAUAUUUCAUUGUAAACAAAUUCAAAAAA